This is a messenger RNA of Glarea lozoyensis ATCC 20868, 1383 nucleotides long. Its product is annotated as Concanavalin A-like lectins/glucanase. Bases 1 to 1383 code for a protein of 460 amino acids. Gene Ontology annotation, biological process: carbohydrate metabolic process. Gene Ontology annotation, molecular function: hydrolase activity, hydrolyzing O-glycosyl compounds. The record is from RefSeq and is a predicted model, not a curated record. Lineage: Eukaryota; Fungi; Ascomycota; Leotiomycetes; Helotiales; Helotiaceae. The transcript has 3 exons.
AUGUAUCACUCUCUGUUCCUACUUGAACUAAUAAUUCAACAAGUCAGUGGUCAAUCAUUUGCAACCUUACAGCCUGAAGUUCAUCCAUUGAUGAGAUGGGAAUCAUGCUCCUCCGCAGGCUGCUCUAAACAAAAUGGGUCACUGGUUCUUGACGCAGAAUGGCGAUGGAUACACGAGAAAAACUCAUAUACGACAUGCUUCGAAGACGGUCAUUGGCUUGAAAAGGGGUAUCCCAACAAGACACUUUGCCCCGACGAUGCAACAUGCACCGAGAACUGUGUGCUUGAAGGCACGGAGUAUCAAAGCAUGGGAAUAUGGCCUAAGAAUGAUGCUGUCACGUUGAAAUACUACAAUUACUUAGAUUAUUCGAUGUCCAAGGGCGCCCGGCUAUUUAUGUUAAGACCGGAUGGAAAGCAGUACAACCUGUUCAAGCUUCUGAACAAGGAGAUCAGUUUUGAGGUUGAUGUUUCGAAACUACCAUGUGGGAUCAGUGCAGAUGUGAAAUUUGUGGCUAUGGAUUCGAAUGGUGGGUUCAACAAAUUUCAGGGGAACACAGCGGGUGCUGCUUAUGGAACUGGAUAUUGCGACGCUAGCUGUCCCAGAGAUUUGCGGUUUAUCAAUGGGCAGGCAAAUGUCAAAAACUGGACAGAAACGCCCGAUUCUCCCGAGUCAACAGUCGCACAAUAUGGUUUCGGUCUCCGCGGAUCCUGCUGCGCACAACUCGACGUCUUCAACGGCAAUUCGAUCUCAAGCUCAUUCGGUCUUCAUCCAUGCAACUUCAUGACCCCAAAUCAACAUCAGUGCAUUGGGGACGGAUGCAAUCCAGAUGUAAGUUGCGAUGCUGAAGGCUGCGCUUUCAACACUUAUCGCAUGGGGAAUACCGAUUUCUACGGCCCUGGCGGGAAAGGCGUCGACACUACUAAACCUUUCACUGUGGUCACUCAAUUCCCAAGUACCUCAGACACAGACUCCGGAGUCGCGUUUCUCAAAGAGAUGAAGCGGUUUUACAUACAAAACGGCACUCGAUUCCCGAAUGGACGUUCUAAAAUCGAUGAGGUUCCUGGAAAUUCCAUCACCGGCCCCCUUUGCACCAAACAGAAAGAAGUUUUCAGUGAUGUGAAUGAUUUCGAUAAGUUUGAGGGGAUGUCAAUGAUAGGGGAAUAUCUUGCGCAAGGAAUGGUUAUGGCGAUUGGGAUUUGGGAUGAUAGAAAGACGGGGAUGGCGUGGCUUGAUGGGAAGUUAGGCGAGGGAAAGGGGGCUCUGAGGGGGACGUGUCCGGAUCCAGCGGCGAAUAUUCACGACUUGUUGAAUAGUUUGGAGGGAAGGAGAGCAAGUGUAUCUUUUGGAAAGAUUAGAGUUGGGGAGAUUGGAACUACUGUUUGA